Molecule: messenger RNA, 5031 nt
Organism: Castor canadensis (American beaver)
Lineage: Eukaryota; Metazoa; Chordata; Mammalia; Rodentia; Castoridae
Source: RefSeq, a predicted model, not a curated record
UGACCACUAAAAACUAAAGGAGGAAGCUUCAUUUCGUCACCACCCGACAGAAGACGAAAAUGGUAUGGAGAAAAUGAUCGAAAUGACGAAGUUAAAAAGUAUGCUUUUAGAAUAAGGUGAGCGCGGUAAGAAAGGUGCAUUGCUUUUGCGAUGCUGUUUGCCAGGAGAGGAGGCCCUAGAGCCCAGCGCCUGCUGCUCUCGCUUCUGCUCCUCGCAGCCUGGGAGGCGGGGAGCGGCCAGCUGCACUACUCGGUUCCCGAGGAGGCCAAACACGGCACCUUCGUGGGCCGCAUCGCGCAGGACCUGGGACUGGAGCUGGCGGAGCUGGUGCCGCGCCUGUUCCGGGUGGCGACCAAGGACCACGGGGACCUUCUGGAGGUAAAUCUGCAGAAUGGCAUUUUGUUUGUGAAUUCUCGGAUCGACCGGGAGGAGCUGUGCGGGCGGAGCACGGAGUGCAGCAUCCACCUGGAGGUGAUCGUGGACAGGCCGCUGCAGGUUUUCCAUGUGGAGGUGGAGGUGAAGGACAUUAACGACAACCCGCCGGUCUUCAGAGGCCGAGAACAAAGGAUGUUUAUUCCUGAAAACAGACAACUGGAUUCGCGUUUUCCUAUAGAGGGAGCUGCUGACCGAGACAUUGGUGUUAAUGCUCUUCUAACUUACACUCUGAGUCCCAGUGAUUACUUUUCUUUGGAUGUACAGGCAAGUGAUGAACUGAGUAAAUCUCUGUCUCUUGAACUGAGGAAAUCUUUGGAUAGAGAAGAAACACCAGAACUUCAUUUAUUAUUGACAGCUACUGACGGAGGCAAACCAGCACUGAAAGGUACGGUUCAGCUGCUGAUCACUGUACUCGAUGUUAAUGAUAAUGCUCCUCUGUUUGACCAGGCCGUGUACAGAGUCCACUUAUUAGAGAGUACAGCAAACGGAACAUUAGUGACGAUGUUAAACGCCUCUGACACUGAUGAAGGUAUAAACGGUGAAGUUGUCUUUUCCUUUGGCAAUGAUGUUUCUCCUAACAUUCCAGAAAAAUUCAAAAUUGAUUCCAACUCAGGAGAAAUUAGAGUAAUUGGUAAUUUGGAUUAUGAAGAAACAAAAUCCUAUGAAAUUCAGGUAAAGGCAGUUGAUAAGGGAAGUCCUCCGAUGUCAAAUCACUGCAAGGUUUUGGUAAAGGUACUGGACGUAAAUGAUAAUACUCCCAAAGUGGUGAUCACUUCAUUGUCUUUGCCCAUCAGAGAGGAUGCUCCACUUAGUACCGUUAUUGGUCUCAUUGUGGUGUCUGACCUCGACUCAGGUGUCAAUGGGCAGGUGUCCUGCUCCUUGACCCCUAAUGUUCCCUUCAAGCUGGUGUCCACUUUCAAGAAUUACUAUUCCCUGGUCCUUGACGGCGCCUUAGACCGAGAGACCAUAUCUGACUAUAAGGUGGUGGUGACCGCGCGGGACGGGGGCUCGCCCUCGCUGUGGGCCACGGCCAGCGUGUCCGUGGAGGUGGCCGACGUGAACGACAACGCGCCUGCGUUCGCGCAGCCCGAGUACACGGUGUUCGUGAAGGAGAACAACGCGCCGGGUUCGCACAUCUUCACGGUGUCGGCGCGGGACGUGGACGCGCAGGAGAACGCGCUGGUGUCCUACUCGCUGGUGGAGCGGCGGGUGGGCGAGCGCGCGCUGUCGAGCUACGUGUCGGUGCACGCGGAGAGCGGCAAGGUGUACGCGCUGCAGCCGCUGAACCACGAGGAGCUGGAGCUGCUGCAGUUCCAGGUGAGCGCGCGCGACGCUGGCGUGCCGCCCCUGGGCAGCAACGUGACGCUGCAGGUGUUCGUGCUGGAUGAGAACGACAAUGCGCCCGCGCUGCUGGGGCCUGCUGUGGGCGGCGCGGUGAGCGAGCUGGUGUCGCGGUCAGUGGGCGCGGGCCACGUGGUGGCGAAGGUGCGCGCGGUGGACGCGGACUCUGGCUACAACGCGUGGCUGUCUUAUGAGCUGCAGCCGGCGGCGGGUGGUGCGCGCAGCCCGUUCCGCGUGGGGCUGUACACGGGCGAGAUCAGCACGACGCGCGCCCUGGACGAGGCUGACGCGUCGCGCCAACGCUUGUUGGUGUUGGUGAAGGACCAUGGCGAGCCAGCGCUGAUGGCCACCGCCACUGUGCUGGUGUCUCUGGUGGACAGUGGUCAAGCACCAAAAGCCUCUUCGCCGUCACUGGCGGGUUCAGUGGCCCAGGAGGCAGCUCUGGUGGAUGUCAAUGUGUACCUGAUCAUUGCCAUCUGCGCUGUGUCCAGUCUGCUGGUGCUCACGUUGCUGCUGUACACAGCGCUGCGUUGCUCAGCGGCGCCCACCGGGAGCAUGUGCGGGCCUGGGAAGCCCAUGCUGGUGUGCUCCAGCGCGGUGGGGAGCUGGUCGUACUCGCAGCAGAGGAGGCAGAGGGUGUGCUCUGGGGAGGUGCCACCCAAGACUGACCUUAUGGCCUUUAGCCCGGGUCUAGCUCCAGGUUUGAACACUUCGGAAAGCAAUGAACAUCCACAAGUAAAUUCGGAUCUCUCCGGCAAUGUAAGUUCAAAUUCGAGCUUUGCUUUACAUUUCUUUCUGUUUAAUGUAAAAAAGAAUAAAUUUGAAGAGUGUCAAAGAUUAGUAAUGGUGUCUUCUCUGAGAAGAGGCCGAGAAGUCCGGAAGUGUUUGCUGCUCUCGCUUCUGCUCCUCGCAGCCUGGGAGGCGGGGAGCGGCCAGCUGCACUAUUCGGUCCCCGAGGAGGCCAAACACGGCACCUUCGUGGGCCGCAUUGCGCAGGACCUGGGACUGGAGCUGGCGGAGCUGGUGCCGCGCCUGUUCCGGGUGGCGACCAAGGACUGCGGGGACCUUCUGGAGGUAAAUCUGCAGAAUGGCAUUUUGUUUGUGAAUUCUCGGAUCGACCGGGAGGAGCUGUGCGGGCAGAGCGCGGAGUGCAGCAUCCACCUGGAGGUGAUCGUGGACAGGCCGCUGCAGGUUUUCCAUGUGGAGGUGGAGGUGAAGGACAUUAAUGACAAUCCGCCUGCGUUUCCAAUUAUAGUAAAGACACUCCGGUUUCCUGAAUCCAGGCUGAUUGACUCAAGAUUUCCUUUAGAGGGAGCAUCUGAUGCUGACAUUGGAGUAAAUGCUCUUCUGUCCUACAAACUCAGCCCUAGUGAGUUUUUCUUUCUAGACAUAGAGAUAAAUGAUGAGCUAAGCCAAUCUUUGUUUCUCGUGCUGGGGAAAUCUCUGGACAGAGAGGAAAGAGCCGAGAUUAAUUUGUUACUGGUAGCUACUGAUGGGGGCAAACCUGAGCUCACCGGCAGCGUUCAAAUACUUAUUAAGGUAUUAGAUAUAAAUGACAAUGAACCUACUUUUGCCCAAUCAGUUUACAAAGUGCAGUUGCUAGAGAACACUGCAAACGGAACUUUAGUGCUUAAAUUAAAUGCUUCCGAUGCAGAUGAAGGAUCAAACAGCGAGAUUGUGUAUUCAUUCAGUAGUGAUGUGACCUCCGCUAUUCAGACAAAGUUCAAAAUAGACCCCACCUUAGGGGAAAUCAAGACUAAGGGGAAAUUAGAUUAUGAAGAAACGAAAUCCUAUGAUAUUCAGGUCGUUGCAUUUGACAAAGGAAUUCCAUCAAUGUCGGGACACUGUAAAGUUUCAGUAAAACUUGUGGAUAUCAACGAUAAUACACCAAAAGUUUCAAUAAUGUCUCUCUCGCUUCCUAUAAAAGAGGAUGCUACGCUGGGCACUGUCAUCGCUCUUAUCACAGUGUCAGACCGUGACUCAGGUACCAAUGGACAGGUGACCUGCACGUUAACAGCCCAUGUCCCCUUCAAACUGGUGUCCACUUUCAAGAAUUACUAUUCCCUGGUCCUUGACGGCGCCCUGGACCGAGAGACCAUAUCUGACUAUAAGGUGGUGGUGACCGCGCGGGACGGGGGCUCGCCCUCGCUGUGGGCCACGGCCAGCGUGUCCGUGGAGGUGGCCGACGUGAACGACAACGCGCCUGCGUUCGCGCAGCCCGAGUACACGGUGUUCGUGAAGGAGAACAACACGCCGGGUUCGCACAUCUUCACGGUGUCGGCGCGGGACGUGGACGCGCAGGAGAACGCGCUGGUGUCCUACUCGCUGGUGGAGCGGCGGGUGGGCGAGCGCGCGCUGUCGAGCUACGUGUCGGUGCACGCGGAGAGCGGCAAGGUGUACGCGCUGCAGCCGCUGGACCACGAGGAGCUGGAGCUGCUGCAGUUCCAGGUGAGCGCGCGCGACGCUGGCGUGCCGCCCCUGGGCAGCAACGUGACGCUGCAGGUGUUCGUGCUGGAUGAGAACGACAAUGCGCCCGCGCUGCUGGGGCCUGCUGUGGGCGGCGCGGUGAGCGAGCUGGUGUCGCGGUCAGUGGGCGCGGGCCACGUGGUGGCGAAGGUGCGCGCGGUGGACGCGGACUCUGGCUACAACGCGUGGCUGUCUUAUGAGCUGCAGCCGGCGGCGGGUGGUGCGCGCAGCCCGUUCCGCGUGGGGCUGUACACGGGCGAGAUCAGCACGACGCGCGCCCUCGACGAGGCUGAUGCGCCGCGCCAAUGCCUACUGGUUCUGGUGAAGGACCAUGGCGAGCCGGCGCUGAUGGCCACAGCCACUGUGCUGGUGUCUCUGGUGGACAGCAGCCAUGAGCCAAAAGUCUUGCGAACUUCAUUUGGAGCUUCCAGCUCUGAGGCUGCGCUGGUGAAUGUCAACGUGUACCUGAUCAUCGCCAUCUGCGCGGUGUCCAGUCUGCUGGUGCUCACGUUGCUGCUGUACACAGCUCUGCGUUGCUCAGCGGCGCCUUCUGGGAGCAUGUGCGGGCCUGGGAAGCCCAUGCUGGUGUGCUCCAGCGCGGUGGGGAGCUGGUCGUACUCACAGCAGAGGCGGCAUAGGGUGUGCUCUGCAGAGGUGCCACCGAAGACUGACCUCAUGGCAUUUAGUCCUAGCCUACCUCAGGGUCCAGACUCCAUAGAAGAAAGACAACAGCCCUCAGAAUCAGAAUAUCUAGGAAAGGUGGGUCUUUUUUCUUUUCUUGCCAGUUCU